GCUCCUCCCCCGGCUCCUGGAACAACAUGGCGGAGACAAUGAGAGCGGCGGAGAGGCGCCAAAUCUGAGCCGCACUCCGCGCGGAACGCCCGGGGCCAGGGACUCGAGUCAUCCGGCUCCUCAUGAACGCUACCCCCGCCAUUCCCGAGUCGCUCGUUAAAAUCGUUUUCCUUCUCUCCCCUGAGCCGUUUACCCCCGUCAGACCGGGAGCUGUAAUAAGGAGGGCGGCCAUUAUUAGUGGUUAACCCCUUCCUGACCCCGCACUUUCGCCCCCUUUUCCUCUGUGACCUUUUUGGAGGAGGGGGGGGUCACCAUGAAGUUAAACGACAACGUGUUACGCAGUUUCCGCGUGGCCAAAGUUUUCCGUGAAAAUUCCGAUAAGAUUAACUGCUUCGACUUCAGUCCGACCGGAGAGACCGUGAUUUCCAGCAGCGACGACGACUCCAUCGUGCUGUACGACUGUCAGGAGGGAAAGCCCAAGAGGACGUUGUACAGUAAGAAGUACGGCGUGGACCUCAUCCGCUACACGCACGCCGCCAACACCGUGGUCUACAGCUCCAACAAGAUUGACGAUACAAUCCGAUAUCUGUCGCUUCAUGAUAACAAAUACAUCCGGUAUUUUCCAGGCCACAAUAAAAGGGUUGUGGCCCUCUCCAUGUCUCCGGUGGAUGACGCCUUUAUUUCUGGAUCUUUGGAUAAAACGAUCAGGUUAUGGGACCUUCGCUCUCCGAACUGUCAGGGUCUGAUGCACCUGCAGGGGAAGCCGGUCUGCUCCUUUGACCCCGAGGGCCUUAUUUUUGCAGCGGGGGUGAAUUCUGAGAUGGUGAAGCUGUACGAUCUGCGGUCCUUUGAUAAGGGUCCGUUCGCCACCUUUAAGAUGAAUUAUGACCGGACCUGUGAGUGGACGUCGCUCAAAUUCAGCAACGAUGGAAAAUUAAUACUACUGGCCACCAACGGCGGCUUCCUGCGGCUGGUGGACGCCUUUAAAGGGGCUGUACUGCACACAUUCGGGGGGUAUAACAACAGUAAGGGCGUCACCCUUGAAGCCUCGUUCACCCCAGAUUCGCAGUUCAUUAUGAUUGGGUCAGAGGAUGGGAAGAUCCAUGUGUGGAAUGGAGAGAGCGGCAUGAAAGUUGCUGUGCUGGACGGGAAACACACCGGCCCCAUCACCUGCCUGCAGUUCAACCCCAAAUUCAUGACCUUCGCCAGCGCCUGCUCUAACAUGGCUUUCUGGCUGCCGACUAUUGACGACUGAGUCCAUCCCCUGCCCCGGCCGCCAUCUAUAACUGGGAUCCAUAUGAAGUAAGAAGCAUGGCUUCCCUACGCUCUCCAGUGUUACCCCCGUGACUGCACGUGGCGCCGCUUUGCUGAUGUUGAGGAGGAUUCUGGUGUCGUCACAUGGAGCGCAUGUACUUCCUGUGCUGGUUAUGAAGACCACCUUAUUAUUUUAUCAUCUACAGAUACGUACGCGGAUGGCCGGCUGCUCCAUCAGUUCUGUCGGGUUUUUCGGAUCAUUGAUUGACUGUUGUAGGCUUGAGCUAUUCGAGCUUCGGAACAUAGAUCUGAAGUCGAUUUCUUAAAAAACUUUCAAAUGCUUUCUCCGUUCAGCGGUAAAAUGUAUAGGCUCCACGUAGCAAAACUUUUUGGAAGAAGUUGUGCGAGGCUUCGGUGAAUGUCUUCAGUAUCCGAAGUGGGCUUUGGUACUGAGGUAUCGGCCAGAAUCAAAGCAGACUUCAGAUCCCUGUUUUUAAAUAUGCAGAUAGGAAUUCCGUAGACUUGCGCGACUUCGCCCGAGACAGAGUUUUGCUGCACAGAGCCAAUACGUUUUAAUGCUGUGUGGAAAUGGCAUUACAAAUGAAGUAUAUACCAAAUCAACUUUGGAUCUAUGAUCUGAAGCUCGGUUCCCUUGUCAUUACUUUCUGUACUGAGUUCCCAUAAAGCACUAGUCCUGGGGCGUGAGGCCUUUUUAUUUUAUCACUGCCUUUGGGGUGACCGGCAUCUGAUGUGAUUAUAGAUUUUUAUGUUCUGUGUCAGGAUGGACAAUGGUUCUGGACCCGGUCACACCACAGGAUGUGUCUGCUGUCAUGGCCGGUUCAUAUUUUGAGCGUUGUCACUUUAUAAAUCCUCUGUUUUACAGUUUUAAAAUCUCUGCUUGCUGUCAUGCCAUAUGAACGUCUGGUGUUUGCUUCCGGUGGAUAUAAAUCUGUCCUGUCACAUGCAGGUCCUAUUACCAGACACUGCUCUGCUUGCUUGCAGCACUUGGCAUGAGGUAUAUCCAAAUUGAAGGUUUCUACUGACUGCAAGCAGAGAUCUUAAACACUGGGAGGAAUUGCCUGUGUAUUGCAAAGUUUUCCUUAUUUCAAGGAUAACUUUUUUUUUUGGCAGAAACCAGGGUAUUUCUUUAAUGUGCGGGCACGUUCUGACCGCUGUCAGCUCCGCAGUGCUUUAUUAAACGGUAAUUCAUUUAUUAUUAAUCACAGCAGGCGAGAGACGAAAGGAACGUCAUGAACCCGUCCGCCACAUGAUUCAUGAUCCGCCAAUGUUUGGAUCCAUCCUCAGUACCGAUCAUCUGGGUCUAAUCCAAUGUACGAUUAAUAUACGCUCCCUGUAGAUGAAUCUUCACCUGUGUCCUCUCAUCGUGGCUGGUCCUCCAUCUAUAGCGACCGUACGGUACGUUCUUCCAGACGCUGAGAGGACGUGAGGCGGUACAGUGUGGACAUCGGCAGGUAAUCUGCUGGAUCGCUUGCUGUUAGUUUCUGUCUGCCUCUUGUCGGAGCCGGCGCUGUCUGUGUAGGAGAGGUUUCUAUUAAAGUAAAUGAAUUGGAGACUAUUGAUUAUAGCGCAGGAGGCAGAUCUUUCCUUCUAGUGUCUGGACUGAAGAGUCUUCAGACGGCUCCAUUAUGCUAAGAUCUAGAGGCACAAUGCAGCUGCACCCUUUACUAUGCCAUCAAAGUCCGAUGAGCGCUCGUCCUGUACCUCUGGGGGAAAAAAAAAGCUGAGCGCGGAUGUCCCAUAGAAAUCAAUAGAAUGCACCCACCGCUCCGUUCACUUCUAGGGCUUGGAAAUGGCCGAGCCAGUAUAUGGCCAUUUCUGGAACUCCUAUAGAAAUGAAUGGAGGGCAGCUGCGCAUGCACAACUGUUCUUCGCACGCUUCGGGGGUUCUGUUCUGGAGAUAGGACCUGCCCCUAUCUGACACCGAUGUCUCAAAUGUGACAACCCCUUAAGGGUAAGUUGCAUGCAGGACUGCACUGGUGCUCUCCAUAGACGCAGAUCCGGCAAAUUUUCUUAAAAGUGCUUUCUAAAUUUCAUAUGGAUUUUGCAGUGCAGCAUCGCCACAUGCA
Molecule: messenger RNA, 3341 nt
Organism: Bufo bufo (common toad)
Lineage: Eukaryota; Metazoa; Chordata; Amphibia; Anura; Bufonidae
Gene: WDR82
Product: WD repeat domain 82
Exons: 9
Coding region: 314-1255 (313 amino acids)
Cellular component (GO): Set1C/COMPASS complex
Molecular function (GO): chromatin binding; protein binding
Source: RefSeq, a predicted model, not a curated record